AUGGAGGAAGAGGACCCUGCGGUCAAAAGUCAAUAUGGCAUACACAGCUACACAAGUACUACUGCAGGCGCGGCAACGACCCACCGCAUUCCAUCAAGACUCGCAGGCGAUAUUGUAAAGGAAGGAUUACCUCCGGGUACAGUUGUGGGGAUGUUGAGCAGUAAUGAUUCUCAGAAAGGUCAAAACAUGAUUUAUUUUGUUGAAACUUAUACAUCAUUAUUCCGUUGCAAAGGUUCAGCAUUAGAAACAACAGUAAUGCUCACGUGGAAGCCACGUGAACGAAACUUGUACCCAGUGCGAAUCAGAGCUCGAGACAACGGUUCCCCACCAAUGUGGACAGAAAAAGUAUUCAACAUCAGCGUGAAAAAUGUUAAUGACCUCCCACGUAGUAUUGAGAUUUCCAAGAAUUGGGUGUACGAAAACGCAAGUUCAGGCACAGUUGUGGGGGAGCUAACUGGCAUUGACGAUGAUUUAGGAGAAUAUAGAACUUCGAAUUUCUCUUGGAAAUUAUUAGAGGAUAAAACUGGAAAUUUUAUCAUCACUCAUAACAAAGUCGCUGUGCGGAAAGAACUGAAUUAUGAUACCAUACAAUUAUGCUAUAUUAAGGUAGCUUGCUCUGAUCAGUUGUCAGGAACGGGGACAGAAGAAAUACCGAUUUAUAUUAUUAAUCUUAUUGACCCACCAACAUUAGAUUUACGAGGUCAUAGAAUUGCAGAGAAUUCUAAAUACGGUACAGUGAUCACACAGAUAACAUCAAGAUCAGAAAGCAGCGAGAAUCUGCACUUCAUGAUCAGCGAAUCUAGCCCAAAGUCAAGCUCUAAGUUAGGUCUUAGUUCCCCCACGAUGUGCGAGCGUCACAGGAACGCCACUAAGUUUAAUAUUACUUGCCACACGAAUAUAACGGUCAACGGAGAACUGGACUAUGAGGAGACUAGUGAUUACACGUUGCAGAUUUAUGUCAGAAAUAAUGACAGCAGUAAUUUCAUAAAGUGGAAUAUUAGCGUUGGGAAUGUGAACGAAAAGCCUGAAAAAUUGGAAGUAAAUAAAGAAGUGGAAGUACCGGAAGAUAUCCCGAGUGGAAUUGACAUCGCUUUUUUUAUGAUCUCUGAUCCAGACAACAGGAACGAGAGAGCCCAGAAUCAUGUGUGUCAUAUUGUCAAUAGCGCUGGACAAGGACAGUAUUUUCUGAUCAAUAAGAAAAGAAAUUCUUUACAAGUUCGAGAAAAUAAAUCAUUGAAUUAUGAAAUGCAACAAUCCUAUCUCGUGACUGUACAGUGUACUGACAGUGGAACUCCUCCACUAAGCAUAGAGAAAAACUUUACAAUCAAUGUGACAGACACAGAUGAACCAAUAGAGACCAUGACUCUUUCCAACAACAAAGUGAAAGAAAACGUAAAGAUUGGUGAAACAAUUGGAAUAUUGGAUGCUUACGAUCCUGACAUACAUCUUCCAAUGACAAGGACAUUUUCACUCGUUGAUACUCAACACCCAGCAUUCGCAUUACGAGGAAAUGACAAUGAACAAUUGACUGUGAAUGGAACAUUAAAUUUUGAAAAGGAUCCAGACUAUUAUAUUACGAUCAGAGUCACAGAUGCCAAAGAACGGACUCUACAAGUGGCGUUUAUCAUCCAUGUCGAAGACGAGCCAGAAGCGCCAACAGACAUCGAGCUCUACAGAGAUUUUAUGGAUGAAAACCAAGUUCCUGGCUCAUUCAUAAGCAAUAUCACAGUGAUAGACGAAGAUCAGAACACUGUCACAGUCUGUACUUUAAUGAAUGACGGAGGAAGAAGAGUGACUUUGAACGAAACAAAUUUGCUGGCGGGAGAGACAAAUGCAGAUUAUGAACAGGAUUUAUCACAUAUGUUUACGAUUUCACUUGAGUGCUGUGACCAAACGGAUUUAUGCAUUCAAAAGGACUUUAAUAUUUCCAUAAAGGAUGUCAACGAGCCGCCUACAGAUGUCACGAUUGACAAUCUUCUCGUUUCGGAAAAUGAAAAAGAUAUUCUCAUUGGAAAAGUAACUAUUUUUGAUCCAGACCACAUCUCAGAUAACCACUGUGCUUUAACAACGGACAACAAAACAGAACAACAGUAUUUGGAAAUAUUAAACAAAACACUUCGUUUGAUCAAGGAGCUGGACUUUGAGGAAAAACAAACGAUGAUGUUUACUAUCGUUUGCACAGAUAAUAAUAACUCAACAUCUUUUACAAAACAAUUUGAUUUAACCGUCAGGGAUGUCAAUGAGGCCCCAAACUCAGGAUGUGAAAAUCCUUUGUUUGUUUCACCUGGAACAUCCUUUGGUACUGUUAUUGGUAGCCUCAAUGUAACCGAUCCUGAUAAUGAAAAUACCAAAGAUAUCUGUCGCCCAAAACAGAGACUAACAUAUACAUUAAUUUCUGAAAAUAUACCAUUCAAAAUAGUAGAUGGCUAUUUGUUUAAAAGCGGCCAUGUUGACAUUAAUACAACAUACACCAUUCAGAUUUUCAUUGAAGACGAUGGAGAAAUAUUGGCAAACGAUUUAACUAGAAUAAAGGGGAAAAAGAGAUCAACUAUUUUCAACUGCACUGUCAUUUCUCGUCCGUUGAUUGGCCCGCAGAUUAUGCUAUCAUCCAAUGAGAUUCAAGCAGGUUCUCGAAAUGCUACCAUAAUUGGAUAUUUGGAAAUGCAUGUCAAAGAAACACACAUCAUGGAAUAUAAACUAAUGAAAGACGAAUGUAAAAGUUAUCCGUUUGUUAUCGAGGGUAAUAAACUGAUGUUAAUGUUAUCUGAAACGAUGUCAUAUGAGAGGUACAUUAUUCCAGAGUAUGUUUUGGUGAUGGUUAGAGCAAAAGAUAGCAACUCAUCUGGUUAUGUCACGGAUACGCAGUUUGCAAUAUCUAUCAAAGACGAUGUUGAAGAACACAAGCUGAUAUGUUUCUCAAGCGAUCCUGUACGACUUUCCGACAUUGCCACUACUAAACUAGGUCCAGUUAUCAUUUAUCAUGGCAACAACACAAAUUUCGUUUGCCCCUCGAAAGACCAUUUCUCAUCACCACCGGAUGUAUAUGAAUGCGAAGUGAAACUAAACAUGACUGCAAGUUCCAAAGAUUUCAUCAACGUCAACUUUACGAAUGCACUUUCAAUCGACAAAGACAUGUUCCUAUGGGUUAGGAUAUCCGUCAGCGAAGAAGUAAAAGGCUUAGAUAAGCUUGCGUUGGAUCUACGUUGCUUCAAACCAGAUCGUCUGUUUUCAUUCGUGGAAGGAAGUAUCGAAGUGGGAAUAGCUUUUGAAGGAGUGUGUGAAAACGAUAUUCAACCACGAAAUGAGAGUUUAUGUAAAGAUAAUAAAACAUGCCAUGAUGACUCGCUGUGUACGAAAGUUGUAAACGCUGAGCAAAGAUGUGUGGCGAACGAGGACCAGUUGCUUGUAUUAUUAACUGCGACCCCAGAUAUAGCAUUGCUUUGUGAAUUUGAAACUUGCCUUCAGGAAACACUUCAUGAUCCUGAAAAUGUCUGUUUAUCGGGUUGGAAUAGUACAGAAAAUAAAGGAAGAGAGAAGCGAGCGUCGGACAAUCCCUUCUACAUUGACACGUUGAAUAUCGCUCAUCUAGCAACACAAAAGAAGAUCAUUUUAAGCAUCGCUGUUUGGAAAACAAACGAUAACGGCGAACUUAAACUCGUGCCAAGACGUUCACUGCCACGACUUAAAAAUACUGGCAACGUCAGGUUUAUCUCCACUGAAGAUAAAUGCAAAUUGUUGGAGAUUGAACGUAAAGAAUGCGUCACAAGUCGUGAAGAAAAUCUUGGUAAGAGAACAUCGACGCCUUUGGAUCGAACGAUGCAAGUAGCCGUGGGGACAGGUUCAGCCAUAAUUUUGACUGUUAUCUUGAUUGUCUUCGUACAUUGUUGCAGAAAACAACGACGGCGGGCAAAGGACAAACGGAACGAGAAUCUUGAAAAUAGGGUGAAUCCGGCGUUUGACAACAUGGAGUUACCAGCAAUACCAGAAGAGGAUGGUAACGACGAGAACAGCAAAAAGACGGACGAAGGAAAAUAUUCCUUUCAGAAUCCUGGCUUUGUGCCACCUUCACAAACAGAGUCAAAUGGCAGCAUGAAUAUUUACGAGGCAAGCUCGUCUAUGGCUACUGGAACUUAUGAGAGGCCAGAACAAGAGGUGUUCAAAAAUGACGGCAAAUCUAAACUGGCAGAGUCAUUUUCGAGUCCUUUAUACGCAGCAAAUGAUGUUAUCCCGGUCCAGAAUCCUCAAGAAAAUACUUCUGAAGAACGUUACGCAUCUGUAAAUCUUUCCAAAAAUGAGAAGACAUCAACAGAAGCAACAGAGUCAGGAUAUGAGACAAUACCUUGUUUACAAGAAAAGAAAGUUGAAAAGAAAGUUGAAAAGAAAGGAUGGUUUAGAUUCUCUUCAAAAAAACGCAGUAAUGAUCAAGAUGCUGGCCAAAACAAAAAAAUGGCAGAUAAUUAUGCACGUGUAAAUAAAAACAAUCAAGUUUGGGAGAUGGAAGUGAAAAAUGAUGAGUCACAUUAUGAGACAGUGACUUUACCUGAUGACACUGAAAUAGAAAGAUGGAAACUUUCGCUUGCUCAAAGAAAAUCAAGCAAUGGUGAAGAACAAAUUAAGAACAAGGAAAUGCAAAAUAAUACAGAAGUAAGUGGAAAAAUAUCGGACAGAAAGGAAGGUAAACAUGCAUAUGAGGAUGUUCCAGCCAUCCAGGAAGAGAGUAAAAGAAAGGGUUUGUUCAGAUUUUCAAAAGCAUUUAAAAACAAUGAUAUUAAAGAUCCGAAAAAGGAAAAUAAAAUGGAUCGUAAAAACAGUACAAACUCUCAGAGUGCAGUGUGUGCCAGUCAAAAUGAAAUGUUGAAUCCAAGAGAUAAAGUUAAACAAGAUGAUCCAGCCAAUAAGUAUCCUUAUUAUGCAGAGGUGCUCACAAGAAAAGACAGUGAAAAAAAGGAGUCAUCUGUAGUGCAAGGACAUAACCAAAGUACCCAAAAAGGGGAUGAGAAAGCACCAUAUUAUCAUGUUCUUGAAGAAAAUAGUGAGGGUGCAAAAUCAGACAAUAAAGAUGGUGAACAAAAUUCCCAUCCUUACUUUAUACUUGAACAGAGUGACUCAAGCAAAGAGAAAAAGCUAUACCAAUCGUUACACAGAGAACUUGAAUCACCACAGCCAAAACAUGUUUAUGAACGGUACAUACGACCUGAGAAGACAGUUUCAGUUGUUUCAGUAUCGAGCUGUGAAGAAAAUGAGGCCGAUGUGUAAUAACUGGAUGGGGACGUAAUAAUAUAACCCAAUUAUAUUUUUAACGUUCGAUAAUAAAUCGAUAUUAAUUUGGUUUGAAUAUAUUCGGUUUGAAUGAUCAAUUAAUUGAUUUCAGAAAUGUUUAUGUGAACAGUAUAAUGAUUUGUUGUUCCAAUUAAGUUAAUCGUUCUGAACAAAAUAUGGCAAC
Molecule: messenger RNA, 5443 nt
Organism: Dendronephthya gigantea
Lineage: Eukaryota; Metazoa; Cnidaria; Anthozoa; Malacalcyonacea; Nephtheidae
Exons: 13
Coding region: 1-5256 (1751 amino acids)
Biological process (GO): homophilic cell-cell adhesion
Cellular component (GO): membrane
Molecular function (GO): calcium ion binding
Source: RefSeq, a predicted model, not a curated record